Messenger RNA from Aspergillus uvarum CBS 121591, 534 nucleotides. RefSeq lists its product as uncharacterized. NCBI's taxonomy places the organism in Eukaryota, Fungi, Ascomycota, Eurotiomycetes, Eurotiales, Aspergillaceae. The annotation marks the transcript as partial. The transcript is spliced from 2 exons. The record is from RefSeq and is a predicted model, not a curated record.
UUAGCAAUCCCUGAACAGCUCCUACCAUACCGAUCUCCUCUACAUCUUGCCAUAGAGGUUUUGAAAAGAUUCAAUCCUCACCAAUUAUCAGAACCUAAACGAGCCUUCAAUCGAGAUAUGUCACCACUUGAAGACCAAUAUAGCAAGGAGUUCUACCGCUGUAUUGAUGAGAUCUUACGCAGUCGUAUACUUGUAUCACCGGAACUUGCGAUUGACUACGGGACUCAGAGCGGUAGUCUGGAUCUUUAUAUCUCGGAUAUGAAUUGGGGUAUUAAACUCCUGAGAGACGACGAUUGGAUCUCAGAGCAUCUAAAUCGGUUUGAGCCCGGGGGACAGUACCACCGCCUCGUACAAGAAAACAACAUGGACCAGCGGAUUGUCCUUAAUUUCACAAACAGAAGGCCUCCCAAGAAACGAACAGUUACUUUGUCGCGUCACUGCGGUCAACUUUACCACAUUGUUCUCACGAAUAACUUCAGAUAUUUUGAAAUUCUGCAUGCAGACCUUAAGCUCGAAUCAGCGUUUUCCUUACUG